UAAUCAUUUUGCUGAAUGUACACAAACUUUGUGAAGUAAAGAGUUGAAAACAAUGCCACGGAAAAGGAAAGUCGAUGCUGAAGCAGGUGGGGAUGCUAGCUCAUCUAAGAAGUCGUGUGUUGAAGGUACAGGGGAUACAACUAUUGAUUCUUGUACAGUUCGUUGGGAGUGGGAAGGUGACAAAAAUGUAUGGACUCAAUAUGCCAGCAAUCUGAAUGACUCAAUAUGUGCUGCAGUGGCCAACGGUUUAAAGGAGCUUGACUUUGAUGUUGGAAAAACGUCUUUUGCUGUCAGAUUUGAACCAAUGGUCCAGAAAAACAAGAAAACUGGGUGGCAGAGACGUUUAAGAUGUUGUGUAAAGGACAAGAAUGGCUUCUAUGUCUGGCAGUGGGAGGAUGAACGAGGAAAGUGGAACCCAUACAGUUAUGAUGUUGCCGUCAAAUUAGAGAAAGCUCGUCAGCUGAAGGAGACUGAAGUAGAUAUAUCAGCUUGUGCACGAUCGUACAGAUUGAAUAUCACAAAGAUGGAACAGACCAACCUUGUCACAGAUGUAGUGAGAAAUGUGGCCAGGAUCAAAUCGGAUGCUGAGGAUCCUUCAGGAGAAACACCUGUUGUGUCUGAUUCCCAAAGUGAUGCUGCAGCAAGAAAAUCCAGCAAGGUCAAGGCAGAACCAGUUGACAAUGGUGUAACAAAAUCAGGAGGUAGUUCAACAAAGAGUGGAGGAAAAGCUGCAAAAUCUGGCAAAGGCUCUGGUCGGUUGGAAGAAGGCGAAUCCAAGGUGAGGACUGUGAUUGUAAAGAAAGGAGCAGCACCUGUAGAUCCAGAAUGUUCUCUAGCUGGAAAAGCUGAGGUUUUUACCGAGGGCAAAGAUGUUUGGGACUGUAUGCUCAAUCAGACCAAUGUGAGUAAUAACAACAAUAAGUACUACCUCAUCCAGCUCCUCAAUGAAGGCAAGUCCAAGUACUAUGUUUGGCAGCGAUGGGGGCGUGUUGGCUACAAUGGUCAGAACAAUCUGGUACCAUUUGGAGGUGACCUUGACAAAGCCAAGCAAGUCUUUUCAAAAAAAUUUUCAGACAAGACAAAAAAUGAUUGGGCUCUCAGGGACAAUUUUGUCAAAAUUCCUGGAAAAUAUGACCUUCUUAAGAUGGACUAUGGUUCCAAGGAAGGUGAUGAUGAAAUGGAUGCUGGACCUUCGGGAAGUAUUGACAAGGAUGUUGAAUGCCCUCCCUCGAAACUCGAACAGAGUCUACAGGACCUGGUGAAUUUGAUAUGCGACAUCAAAUCUAUGGAGGAGGCUGUGAUUGAGAUGAAAUAUGAUGCAAAAAAAGCUCCUCUAGGAAAGCUAACAACAGAACAAGUUAAAGCAGGAUAUGCUGCCCUGAAAGUCAUUGACACCUGUAUAACCAACAAUGACUUUGGUACACGACUCAGUCGGGCAUGUGAUGAUUUCUACACAAGGAUUCCCCACGAAUUUGGGAUGCGCACGCCACCUGUGAUUCGGACCAAAGAGGUUGUAGAACUCAAAAUGCAGCUUCUUGAGGCACUCAGUGAUAUUGAGAUUGCUAUAAAGACUCUGAAAAUGGGAGAUAGAUCAGAAAAUCCUGUAGAUAGACAUUACCACUCACUCAAGUGUAAAAUGGAACCCAUGGACCACAAUGGAGAUGACUUUAAGAUGAUAAAAGAUUACUUAUUUAACACCCAUGCGGCCACACAUAACCAGUACAAGUACGAGGUACUAGACAUCUUUGAAGUUGACAAAGAAGGAGAAGCAACUGUGUUUAAAGAUUAUGGAAAUAGGAUGUUGCUGUGGCACGGCUCCCGUUUAACAAAUUGGGUUGGAAUUCUGAGUAGAGGUUUAAGGAUAGCUCCACCAGAGGCUCCUGUCACAGGAUAUAUGUUUGGCAAGGGAGUCUACUUUGCUGACAUGUCCAGUAAAAGUGCAAAUUACUGCUUUGCCACCAAGACGAAAAACACAGCUCUCAUCCUUCUGUGUGAGGUCUCUCUGGGACAGACUAAUGACUUACUCAACGCUGAUUAUAAUGCAGCCAAGCUGCCCCCCGGCAAACACAGCACAAGGGGCCUGGGUAGGGUAGCUCCAGAUCCAGCCUGCAACAAAACACUAUCUGAUGGCACAGUUGUCCCCCUUGGCAAGAGUAAGGAUACUGGAGUUAAAAAUCCGAAAGGCUACACUCUAAACUACAACGAAUUCAUUGUGUAUGACACAAAACAGAUACGCAUGAAAUAUCUUGUUAAAGUAAAGUUGAAUUUUAAGUGACAGUAACUAUGUAGAAAAUACUCUUGACAUUAAUUGUGGUGCAAUGGCAGUGUAAAACCUCAUGGUGAUCAUGAUCAGUUUAUGAAAUGUCAUCAAACUUCAGUUAAAACCAGAGUGGAAAAAUCAAAGCCUGAUGACAUUGAAUACUGGGAGAUACUGAUCAAACACCUAACUUAAUUGUGUUACUUUCUUUAUUGAUAAAGUUACAUUUGAAAUGUUUGGAGACAAAUUCUGUUAAGAACAUGAUUUUCAUAUUUGUAAUAGGUAUAUGUGAUUGGAUUACAUCAAUAGAGAUGUCAGAGGUUUCCUUCUGAAGGGUUGGUAUGUUUUCCUUCAACGGUAAUCAUGUAUGUAUACAUCUAGCAUUACAAACAAACAAUCAAACUUUUGAACCAUUGUAAGGUUUUAUUGGUGUGGAAUCAAUCUGGUUUUGAUAUUGUAUAGUUGGUAACUAUCAUGGAUCCACAUGAUAAUCAUUAUAAUCUGUUUGAGAGCUAGUACAUGUAAAGUCAAACCUGUGUAUAGAGGCCAGAGAAAAUUUACCUUUAUAUAUGAGUGUCCUAUAUAUAGAGGUGAAAUAUCUAUGAAUCCCAUACAAAGGCAUAAAAAAGUGGCUUUUAUAGGUGGCCUUUGUAUCAAGGUGGCCUUUGUAUCAAGGUGGCCUUUAUAUCAAGGUGGCCUUUGUAUCAAGAUGGCCUUUGUAUCAAGAUGGCCUUUGUAUCAAGGUGGCCUUUGUAUCAAGGUGGCCUUUGUAUCAAGGUGGCCUUUGUAUCAAGGUGGCCUUUAUAUCAAGGUGGCCUUUGUAUCAAGGUGGCCUUUGUAGAUGGCCUUUGUAUCAAGGUGGCCUUUAUAUCAAGGUGGCCUGUGUAUCAAGGUGGCCUUUAUAUCAAGGUGGCCUUUGUAGAUGGCCUUUGUAUCAAGAUGGCCUUGGAAACAGGUACAUUGUAGUUUGUGUUGUCAAGGCUAGAUCAUGUUUUUCUGUCCAAUCGCAGGUCAUCUUACAUAUUGACUUGGCAGCUACUGUUUACACUGUAACACAAUACACACUUUAUGCAGUAAUUGUUAAUUAUGGAAGAGUGUUUGGAAUUUUAAGUAUUCCUUGGUUCAAGGAUGCUAUUUGAUGGCUAUGAUCACUGAUACACUGGUCUGUGUUUAACUGAAUGUUGUAUGUAUUUGUGAACAUGAAUUUCUGUGUAAAUUAGAAUUCUACGAUAUAUAUUUUGAUACAGUCCCAACAUCAUGCUUCAAGAAUCUAACACACAACACAAUCAACGAAAAUUCCACUUUUCAAAACAUGUCAGUGAUGUUGAAAUUUUAACAUUAUCAUUACUACUGUAAAAACUAGAUAGCAUAUCUAUGUAUGUCUUUUGAAUGCACAGUAUAUUUUUUUGUAUACUUAAAUAGUAUUCCUUAGAAAAUGACACUUUUACUUGUCCAUGUCUGAAAUGGUCAUUAGAAAUAAAUGGUAAAACUUUUAGUUGAAA
This is a messenger RNA of Ylistrum balloti, 3759 nucleotides long. Its product is annotated as poly [ADP-ribose] polymerase 2-like. The transcript has 18 exons. Gene Ontology annotation, molecular function: zinc ion binding; NAD+ poly-ADP-ribosyltransferase activity. The coding region runs from base 53 to 2275 and encodes 740 amino acids. NCBI's taxonomy places the organism in Eukaryota, Metazoa, Mollusca, Bivalvia, Pectinida, Pectinidae. The record is from RefSeq and is a predicted model, not a curated record.